GGUGAUUCAGCCGCGUGGCCGCGCGCCGGCCAGGGCAGGGGGCGCGCGCUGCUGCGGUACGGGCGGUCCCCGUGGCGGCUUUUCCUAGUGUGGUCUGCUCGAGUGAACGCAUCCCACACGAAUUCAAGCCCCUGGUACCAGAUCGCUGCGGGGAGCGGCAGAUCUGUUCUGAGGACCAAGAUUCAUGUGGGGGAUGGUUACAGAGUUGAACCAUGGAUUUUUUUCUGAUCGAGAGGACAGUUCAGCAUAGAGUGCAAGGAUGAAUGUUCACCGUGGCAGUGAGAGCGACAGGUUAUUACGGCAGGAGGCCAGCUGCCUGAUGGAUGAAACCUCAGCUGCAGCCCAAGAAAAAGAAACAAGUAGCCUGACUACUUCUGGUCUUCAGAACCUUACCUACCCUCUAGGUCCCAGGAAUGACGACCUUUCACCUGACUAUGCCUCUCAGCUGGCAAAUCUGCAGUUCCCUCACAUGAUGCCACUUCCCGAAGACGUCAAAGGCUCUUGCUUCCAAGGUGGGAGUAAACGGAACCAUGAGCCCUUUACUUCAGAACGAUUUGGAAACAGCACUGUGGGCUUUGGCAGUAACAUUCAUUCCCUGGCGCCAGAGAAAGUGACGCUUCUGGUAGAUGGCACACGUUUUGUGGUGAAUCCACAAAUAUUCACUGCUCAUCCGGAUACCAUGUUGGGAAGGAUGUUUGGACCAGGAAGAGAGUACAACUUCACACGGCCCAACGAGAAGGGGGAGUACGAGAUCGCUGAAGGAAUCAGUGCGACUGUCUUUCGAACAGUGCUGGAUUAUUACAAAACCGGUAUCAUCAACUGUCCUGAUGGCAUCUCUAUCCCAGACCUAAGAGAUACGUGUGAUUAUCUCUGCAUUAACUUUGACUUCAACACUAUCCGAUGUCAAGAUCUGAGUGCUUUACUGCAUGAACUGUCGAAUGACGGGGCUCACAAGCAGUUUGAUCACUACCUCGAAGAGCUGAUCCUGCCCAUCAUGGUGGGCUGUGCCAAGAAGGGGGAGCGAGAGUGCCACAUCGUUGUGCUGACGGAUGAGGAUUCUGUGGACUGGGAUGAAGACCACCCCCCACCCAUGGGCGAGGAAUAUUCCCAAAUUCUUUAUAGCUCCAAGCUCUACAGAUUCUUCAAAUAUAUUGAGAAUCGGGAUGUUGCUAAAACAGUGUUAAAGGAACGGGGCCUAAAAAACAUUCGCAUCGGAAUUGAAGGUUAUCCUACCUGUAAAGAAAAAAUUAAGAGAAGACCUGGUGGUCGAUCUGAAGUAAUCUAUAACUAUGUGCAGCGUCCCUUUAUCCAGAUGUCAUGGGAAAAGGAAGAAGGAAAGAGUCGCCAUGUGGAUUUCCAGUGCGUUCGGAGUAAAUCCCUCACUAAUCUGGUAGCUGCUGGAGAGGAUGUCUCGGAGGACCAGGAGAUACUAAUGCAUCACCCGCCCCAAGUGGAUGAACUUGAUCGGCUAAAUGCCCCGCUUUCUCAGAUGGCUUCAAAUGACUUUCAGGAUUAGGGCCAGCUGUGGGUCCAACCCUCUUCGAAGUUUUUCUCCGUCUGGGCUGCCCAGAGCCAGUCCUCCUCAUGUGUAAGAGACAUGCUUCUCCCCUCCUUUAUGCCAUAAUUAAUGUGCACCCCUUUCAGUAUAUUUGCACCUCUGGCAGGGGAUGAAAGAGCACUCACUGGUAAUCAGCUACCAGCUUUGCAGCAGCCCUGGUAACUUGAAAAUUUAGGUCUGGUGCUGUUCACUGAAUCUGUGUAACUGCAAAAGCAGAAAAGGAAGUCAAGACUCCUGUUGCCUCAUUCAGCAAAGCAGUUCUCAUCUUUUAUGCUUUGUUCUUGGCUUUUGUGUAGUUUGCUUUAUACCAGGCACAUUACUUAGUAGCAAAGGGACCAAACUUAAAAGGAGACAAUCUCUGUCUUUAAACAGACACUAAUGGCAUACUCAUUGGGGGUUACAUUAAGAUGCCGUUCCUGGUGGCACCUGUGCCCAAACUGUGUCAGGGAAGUAGGCUGUCAUUCAGAAUGUCUAAAAGGAAAUUCUUAGGCGCUUAAAUGCAGUUUUGUUUUUUCAUUAAUGCAGCGAACAAUCCCAAACCACACAGAUUCUGUGACAGGAAGGGUAAUGGCAUAACAGUAUUUAUGAAACCUUAGCUUCAUGGUGUUCGAGCCAAAAUAAGUUACUAAUUUUGAAGGAAAUUCACAACUCAAGUAGAAGAACCUCUCCAGGUCAGGCCACUCCGAUGGUCUUGGCUUGGAGUCUGGUGUGAAGCCUCAGGUCUUUGCCCUGGAGCAGCAUGUUGCCGUGGUGUGGCUGGGAGGCCUCUGGGGCUUUAGCACUUAAAGGCUUUUGGGAUGUGGGCAAAAGUUUCUCAAGAGGGCCGUUUCUCAGCAGGACACUUGUAAGAGCUCCAGUGAGGGAGCAUUUGGGGUGAAGCUGGUUGGGGAAGCCUCACCUGCCCAGGCUUGCUGCCAGUACAGGGCUUUUCUUUGUAUAUUCUUUUCAUAUGUAUGGAGUACUUUUCAGUAUCGGGAUAUUUUUAAUUUUUGAAAUAGCCUAUCAGCUGCUCACACUGGAUAAGAAACCAUACUAAUGUCAUCCCAAAAGGAUGAGUUGAAGGGAAAUGAGACCUAGUAAUUGUCUUUGCUCUGUCAGCUACAUGUUAAUGCACGGUGUGCGACAACCCAGACCACUCCCCGCACUGAACCACCUUCCCCGCCCUGAUGUCACCAUGGCUGGAGCCCAACAGGCUGUGGGAGCAUCUCCCACUUUGUGUGCAGCCUGGCCCCCCAGUCCCCUGCCCAGAGAAUGUGCUGCUCAUAGAUGACAGAGAGGCACAUAGUUCCCUUCAAGUUCUUCAAGGCAGGAACAAGACCAGUCUUCUUCAGUUACACUCCCAUACAAUACUGUAGUUGAUUCUCUUUCACAACUGCAUUCGUCCCAGUCCUCCAAAGGUGAAGUCAGAAGGGUGUUGAAAGCUGCCUUUUCCAGACUUGAACAAGAAUGUCUUAAGAAGUGUGUUCUGUGUGCAUGUGGUCAGCAUCACAGUGGAAAUCAACACUCUGUUCCUUACUCUGAAAAAGUAAAAGGGGUUAAACUGAACCAUUCCCCUUUUAUAGACUUCUGACUACCACUGGUGUCCCUUUGUAAGGCUGAAGGCUGGGGCUUAGGGUUAGAGUUGUUUUGUAGCCAGAGGGUAGUUUUAUUUCUGUGAAACUUGGCUCAUAUUUGAUGUCAGGGCGGCUGUGACCUUAGCAGUAAACGUUCAUGCCCUCUGGUAGUUGACUAGCCCAGUAUUGUUUAAUGGUGCUUCCUUUAUACUUUUCAGUUGACUUCCUUGUCAUUGCAAAGGAAAUUUGCAGUCUGUUUGUGUAGUCUGUUAGGUAUAACUUCUGUUCAACAACUAAAAUGUCAUUAACGUUUGGUAAGUGUCACCCUGCUGCAGCUAUACUCUAAUUUAGUCCUUGCUUAGGUAGAAAGCCAGGUAUGAAAGUAUGGCAUGUACUUAACACUUUUUUCCGUGUAAAUGUUACACUUACUCAGGCUUUCAAGAACUAGAUCUUUCUUCCCCGUAUUGGGUUAACAUGGUUUUGGCCCCAACCCCAUUGAAAAUCUGUGGAGGUAAAUCUGCCAGUGUCACCAGGUGAUGGUGACUGGGGAAAAAGCUGGGCCCUCAGGCUGCUUCUGCUGGAGAGGGAGGUUUUUCCUGCACCCAUGGGCUCCCAGCCUGGAGCUCGGCAUCACUGUGAUCUGUGGCUCCCCUCAGUCAUAGCUGCUCUGUUCCCAUGGUCAAGUACUGGCCCCCUGGGUAAAAAGUGUUUCUAACAAAAAGGGUAGGACUCAGGUUUGGUGUUAUUUCUAAGUGCCUAAAUAAUUAAGCCAGGCAGUUUAUACAGAAACAUUUUCAUAAGGUAAUGGUUUUAGGCAGACUAUUUUACUCAAGAGGUAUCUCAGCAAGCCAAGAUGAACCUGAAUUUGAUCUUUCAAAUCCAGGGCUGUGUCUGCAUCAUACCACAUGAGCAGGAAUUGCCAUUGAGGACUCUAAGAGUAGUGGAUAAGGAGACAGUGUUAAGAUGUGUCUGGUGACAUCAAUGAUUUCUCCGAAGUGGUGGAAAUGCAUUGAGAAAGAAUGAAUGACAGCAAAAGGUAAAGAAGCUAGAAAGUAGCUGGAUUUACUGCACACGAUAUGCAGUAGCCAAUAUUAUUUUAAACUAAAGUCCAAGAGAACAGUGUGAUAUCUAAUAUAUAUAGGUCUACGAAAAUACUAUGAAAUAAGCCCAGGAAGGAUGGAUAUAUUUGCAGAUAGUGUUCCAACAGGUCCUUUUGUGUAAGUAAAAACAACACAGGCUUUAAAUCACACUGUCGGUGUGAUAUGGAGCCUUUUUUAUGGUGUGGAACUAUAGGAGGGGUUUGAGUACUUUAUUCAGUGCCACUUCUUGCCGUCGGUUUGAAAUUGUUAACAUGGGCUGAAUUUAGAAUGCAAACCCUACGUCUUUGUGGGAGAUGGAGCAACAUUCAAGCUCUGGGCGGGACCACCUCUGCAGAACGUUUUCUCCUAAAGGCAAAAUGCCUUUAGUUUUGCCUCUGUGUUUAAAGUUGCACAUGUUCACCUACCAGUGUUUACGAAAUCCUGUAUUUGGGAUGCUUUUUUUAAUAAUAAAAUAUUAUCAUUUGUG
This is a messenger RNA of Artibeus jamaicensis (Jamaican fruit-eating bat), 4677 nucleotides long. RefSeq names its product potassium channel tetramerization domain containing 20 (gene KCTD20). The record is from RefSeq and is a predicted model, not a curated record. Gene Ontology annotation, cellular component: cytoplasm. Bases 260 to 1516 code for a protein of 418 amino acids. The transcript has 9 exons. Gene Ontology annotation, molecular function: protein binding. Gene Ontology annotation, biological process: positive regulation of phosphorylation. Lineage: Eukaryota; Metazoa; Chordata; Mammalia; Chiroptera; Phyllostomidae.